GGCUAGGCCCAAUAACUUGACUAAAUACGUUUUGGUUUGAUAAAAUACAACGAAAAAAAAAACAUCGAUGCUAAUUUUGUCAAAACAAUACAUCGAUUCCACUUGGCGUAGUCGACGAGUCUAGUCAUCAUUGUUCAUCUGGUCACACUGCCACAGCUGUAAAAAGAGAAACAAAAAAAAUCAAAGGCCUCAACGAAAGACAAUAGGCGAAUAUAACUAAUAACUUGUAGCUAUACAAAAUGGCUGGAUAUAUAAAGACGAGGAAACGCAGCCGGGAAGAUGACCUGCCAUGUGAGUCUACACCUCUCUCGAAACGCAUAAACAAUCUUCAUCUAAACUAUGAUGAUGGAAACAGCAGCAGCAGUAGCAGCUGUAGCAUUCCGCCCCUGGGCAACAGUGAUAACAACAACUACCUGCUUACAGGAACAGUCCCAGCCGUGUCUGGUGGAGCCACCGAGCGUGUUUUUGAAUACAAUCCAGAGCUGGGGGCAGAGCAAAAUCCAUAUUACUACGAAAAGAACAAAAUGCUGUAUGACUUGCAUGUUGAGCGUGUUAAGCGCAGCAGUCAGUAGAUAUUAUAUACAGGGUCGGGAUCUUGGAGCUACGCAUCCGGAAACCCCACUCUCGAAUCGCCAGCGUGUCCCGUGCCAAUCGUUGCUCAGGUCGCACUUUUACCCUCCUCCCAAAAAUAUACAAAUUUUAGUGUUUAGUUUAGUUGUAGUUCUCACAUCUGUUGAACUUGUAUGUUUUAAUGUCGCACCAGCGUUUAUGUGAUAAGCAUUAGCAAUUCUAAAAUACAUUUAUACAGACUUAUAGAAGCAGUUGACCCUCGACCCCCCCAAAAAAGUGCACAUGUAGUCUAAGCAGGGUCCUGUCACCUAAUAUGUACAUUAUUCGUAUAUUUAUAAGCUAAAACCUAAACGAAUAAAACCAAUUCCAACUUCA
Drosophila bipectinata is the source of this 945-nucleotide messenger RNA. RefSeq lists its product as uncharacterized. NCBI's taxonomy places the organism in Eukaryota, Metazoa, Arthropoda, Insecta, Diptera, Drosophilidae. The record is from RefSeq and is a predicted model, not a curated record.